AUGUCAAUUGCUGCAGUAGCCCCAGUAAGAGCAACUCCAAUGCAAUGCUAUACUUGCAAUAGCAAUAGAUAUAUAGCAUCUAGCAUUGGACUUGCUCUAAGCAACAAUGGAGUCUCAACGACGACGUUUCAUGAUCUCCCUGAAGAAACCACCGCUGAAAUCUUCUCAAGACUCUCUGUAAAAGACCUAAUCAAAUCAAGCUCAGUGAACAAAGCAUGGUACUCUCUUAUCAACAACCCAUCUUUUAUUUCCUCUCAAAUUCGGAAAGCUGUUAACUUUUGUGAUGAUAAUGCUGUGCUUAUAAUCCCCCCUUUUAUCUCUCACCAAAAUUACUGCUCUUUAAUCUCUGCUGAUACUUCUCGAGUUAUCGAAAAAUUCGACAUUCCCUUUGUUACCAAGAGUGGCAGUUUGAAGCUGAUUGCGCAAGUAGAUGGGAUGCUUUUGUUAACUGAUUUGCAUAUUGAUUAUGCUUCUAGGGAGUUGUAUUUGUGGAACUCUUUUGUUAGGAGACACAGGGUUCUUGUUUCGAGUUGUUUUAAGAGGCUUUUGGAUGAUAGGGAUAAGAGUUAUUAUGUGGUCGGGAUGGGGUAUGAUAAGGGUACGGAUGAUUAUAAGGUUAUUAGGAUUGUUUACGUUCAGGAUGGAAAGGGGAAGCAGUUUGGAGAGGUGGCUCCGAAGGUUGAGGUUUAUAGUUUGAGGAAGAACACGUGGAAGAAGAUGGGGGAUUCUCGGGUUCCGAGGCUUGUUAAUGAAAUGGGGGCUUAUAUUGAUGGUAGGUACUACUGGGUAGAGAUGAAACAACCCGGAACUGAGGAAUUUAAUAAGUUGAAGGGGAAUGAGUUGAAGAUUAUGUCAUAUGAUUUUGAGACGCAGUUGUUUGGGGAAUUUAAUGUGCCAAAUCGUGUUCCCCGUCUAUUUGGAGUUAUUGCCCCGUUUAAGCUCAUGGGUUUUGAAGGUUCACUCGCUCUUUGUAGUUUGGACCCAGAUUGCUACACUCUAGUGCCUCCCAAGUAUCCUUUUCCUAUAUGGUUGAGGAGGCAACGAAAAGGUGUAGGCUCUUGGGUUCUACUUGCUACAGCUGUACUCAAACAAUAUGGGCAUCCUUUGAAUAUUACAAAGACUGGAACUCUUAUAGUAGAGUCAUUCCAAUCGCAGCGUCCUGAUGAAACGCACAUAGUCUCUAUUAAUUUUAAGAGCAGGAUUUCUAAGGAUCAUGGAUAUGGUAAGCACGGGGGUCCAGAUGUUUCCCGUGAAGUCCUUGCUCCAUCUACUGUAGACACCUCGUUUCCACAGAGUCUAAUCAUGUACGAGGGAGGCAAAUCACUGUUGAAAUAUGCAAAGUGAGGAAUUGUCAGUCUACUGCUGGAAGAGCGUCUAUUUUAGGAAUACGAGCAUCUGGAGCAGGAACACCAGCUCUGUUUCUAUUAGAACGAUCCUGCACGCAACGACACAACUCAAUCCUCUCUUCUCUAGUCUUGGCCGUAUCACGGAAUGCUUUUAAUGAGUUGCAACACUCAGCAGAUGGCUCCUGCUGUUCACCCCUGUGAAAUGGAUCACAAAGUUGCUUUGUACGUUCUUGUAAUGUUGUCCCGCAGGUAAAAGCCUCCCCUUGCUCCACCAUCAGAAAAGCCGCCAAAAAUGUGGCAAAAACCAUCGUCAAGUACACAAUCUUCGCCAUUAUGUUCUCAGGUAUCUGUAGACUUCUUGGAAUGUGCUAUGUAGACAAAUUGUGCAGAAACAGAUUAUGCAGGGAGACGCAUUUAUAGGCAAGUCGGAGAAGCACUAGAACAAAAUUAACAAAUUUAACUAACAGUUAGGACACCUGGUCUGGUAAGUUCACAGAAAUGCCUAGGAACAAUUUGAUGCUUGCAUCUCUAUUAAUAUGUUUAAUUGUGUGGUUA
Messenger RNA from Daucus carota subsp. sativus, 1901 nucleotides. RefSeq names its product F-box protein At4g22390-like. The transcript has 3 exons. NCBI's taxonomy places the organism in Eukaryota, Viridiplantae, Streptophyta, Magnoliopsida, Apiales, Apiaceae. Gene Ontology annotation, molecular function: protein binding. Bases 1 to 1344 code for a protein of 447 amino acids. The record is from RefSeq and is a predicted model, not a curated record.